Messenger RNA from Cyprinus carpio (common carp), 6043 nucleotides. It is a transcript of the gene muc5.1, whose product is annotated as mucin-2-like. The record is from RefSeq and is a predicted model, not a curated record. Bases 2 to 5752 code for a protein of 1916 amino acids. Gene Ontology annotation, cellular component: extracellular matrix. The transcript is spliced from 28 exons. Gene Ontology annotation, molecular function: peptidase inhibitor activity; protein binding. NCBI's taxonomy places the organism in Eukaryota, Metazoa, Chordata, Actinopteri, Cypriniformes, Cyprinidae.
GAUGGUUGUUUUCUCCAUGGGGACUGUGAGGAUGUCCCAGAUAUGGAUGCUGAGAUGGGUCGUCCUACUGGUGGGGCUGCAGUCGGUGCAAGCAGACUUUAUGAAGGAUUAUGGAACAAUGGACGUGACUAUGGACGUUAUGUGGCCAACAACAACAGCAUUCUCCAUGACAAAAGUGCCUGUAACUACAGUUGAACCGAAUCCUGAUCAUCGAUCCACGGUCUGCAGCACAUGGGGAAAUUUCCACUUUAAGACCUUUGAUGGUCAAUUCUUUCAAGUGACAGACACAUGCAACUAUGUUAUGACAGUGAUGUGUGACAUCCCCAUUUCUGAUUUUAACAUCCAAAUGCAAAGAGAGACUGUGAAUGGCUCAAUCACUUUCAGCACAGUCACAAUAGAGCUAGAGGGGACAGUCAUCAAAAUCACUAAUGGCGACAUCACCAUGGACAAAGAAAAGGUGUCUGUUCCGAUCAAUAAGAAUGGAAUUCAAAUCGAGGGAAGUCCAACAAGUGUCAAGAUCUCAAACAAACAUGGAGUGACUGUCUUCUGGGAAGAAGACAACUAUCUAACGAUUGAACUUCCUAAGAAGUACCAAGGUCUGACCUGCGGACUCUGUGGAGACUUUAAUGGCAACAAGCAUGACGAUAUCACUGUUAGCGGUCCGGCCAAAUGGAAGGUUUCCACACCUAUGACUGAAACCUGUGAGGAAGUUACACUUCCGUCCAGGGAUCAGUGUGACCAGACAAGCGUUUGCCAGCAAUAUCUCAGCAGGCCAGGGUUCGCUGACUGUUACAGGGUGAUGGACAUGGGUUCAUUUGAAAAAGCCUGUGAAGUUGACCUGUGUCAGUGUUAUGGCAAUCACGACUGUCUCUGCAACACGCUCACAGAGAUUUCACGACAGUGCACUCAUGCUGGAGGAAACCCAGGAACAUGGAGGACAGAACAGCUCUGUCCAAAGACGUGUCCUCUGAACCUGCAAUACAUGGAGUGUGGGAGUCCGUGCAAGAACACCUGCUCAGAUCCGACCGCAAGUCUACUGUGUAAAGAACACUGUGUGGAUGGCUGUUUCUGCCCUAUUGGCACCGUGGAAGACAACAUUGGUCAGAGUGGCUGUGUCAAUGUAAACGAAUGCCCUUGUGAGCAUAACGGCGCAGUAUAUCGAUCAGGAGAGUCUUACAAACAAGCUUGCAAAAAAUGUGUGUGCACCGCUGGACACUGGACUUGUACAUACCUGGAAUGUCCCGGAAUCUGCUCUGUUGUGGGAGGGUCUCAUGUCACCACUUAUGAUGGAAAGACCUUCACUUUCAGCGGCAACUGUGACUACAUCCUCACUAAGCACUCUAAUGACAGCGACAUUGCGGUUGUGGGAAAUCUGGCAAAGUGUGAUCCGGCCCGAAAAGACACAUGUCUAAAUUCAAUUACCCUCGUCAUCUCAGGGACCACUAUUACUUUUUCCUCUGGUGGAUCUGUGACAGUGAAUAAAAUCAGUCCAUACAUGCUUCCUUUCACCACAGGUUCUGUGAGCAUCUUCCAGCCCUCUUCCUCUUUCAUCAUUGCUGAUAUGAAGAGUCUUCGUCUAGAGAUCCAGUUGGCUCCAGUCAUGCAGUUGUAUAUUGUAGCCAGCACUGAAGAGAAAGGAAAGAUGAGUGGUCUGUGUGGGAACUAUAACGACAUCCAAUCAGAUGACUUUAAAACAACAUCGGGCAUCAUAGAGGGCACACCAACAUCCUUUGUCAACUUUUGGAAACAAAAUUGCGAAGAUCUUGAAAUCACAUUUGACAACCCCUGCAGCUUGAAUAUAGAAACAGAGCAACUUGCAAAAGACUGGUGUUCCCGUCUCACAAACCCAAAUGGCAGCUUUGCUGCAUGUCACUCAGUAAUAUGUCCUGAGAUGUACUACCAAUGGUGUGUCUACGAUACCUGCAAAUGUGCAGAUAUUAAGAAGUGUAUGUGUGCGGCCGUAUCCAACUAUGCCCAUGCCUGUGCUGCCAGAGGAAUCAUUCUCCAGGGCUGGAUGGAUUCUGACCCCUGUGACAUGAUUUCGAAGUGUUCAGGGAACAUGAGAUACUCCUACGGCGUGACCAGCUGUGGCAGCACCUGCCGCUCUCUCAGUGAACCAGACAACACCUGCCAAGGGUCCUUUACACCUGUAGAUGGUUGCACCUGUUCUGAGGGAACCUACCUCAAUGAAGGCGGAAGCUGUGUACAUGCUGAGCAGUGUCCUUGUUACUAUGGCAACCAGGUCAUAGAACCAUCAGCAGUGUUCUACAAAGAUGGUGCUAAAUGCACCUGUGACCUUGGCAAACUGCACUGCUCCAGUCAAGAAGACUGUGUGGCUCCAAUGACAUUCUUCAAAUGCUCAAAUCAUGGAGAAAAAGGAACGGAGUGUCAGAGGACAUGUGAGAAGCAAGACCCAAACAACUGUGUGAGCAUGGGGUGUAUAUCAGGGUGUAUGUGUCCAGAUGACCUUCUGGCUGAUGGAAAAGGUGGGUGUGUGAAGAGGGACAAAUGUCCAUGUACCCAUAAUGGAGUCCUCUAUUCACCUGGAGAGCAAGUUCAACAGGACUGUAACACCUGCACAUGCACAAAUGGGAUGUGGACUUGUACUAAAAAGGCAUGCUACGGCACCUGUACCAUCUAUGGUGAAGGUCAUUUCAGGACUUUUGAUGGCAGAAGAUAUUCCUUCCACGGAGACUGUGAACACACCAUAGCCCAUGAUUAUUGCGAUACGAACCCCAGUCCCUCCUUCCGUCUGGUUACAGAGAACAUCCCUUGUGCAACCACCAACUCCAUUUGCUCCAAGUCCAUCAAUCUGUUCUUUGGGAAAUACGAGAUGAUUUUAUCUGAGGAGGAAGAUGUGAAAGUUAUUGAAAGCAACGGCACGGAAUACAGAUAUCAAAUCAGUUCUGCAGGCAUAUAUGUUGUCAUAGAGGUUGAAGGGCUUUUGAACUUAAUCUGGGAUAAAAAAACAAGUGUGAUGAUCCAACUCAAUCAAAUAUUAAAAGGCAAGGUGUGUGGACUGUGUGGAAACUUUGAUGGUAAUGCAAACAAUGACUUUAUGAAGCACAAUGGAGAAGUGGUGACAGAUCCAGAAGAUUUUGGGAAUAGCUGGAAGGUGAAGCCCAGCUGCCCUGAUGUAACAAAUGUGUUGCAUCCUUGUGACGCAAAUCCACAUCGACAUGCCUGGGCUAUCAAACAAUGCAGAAUCAUCACAAGCCAUGUUUUUGCAGACUGCCAUUCGCUUGUGGAUUCUGGCCCAUACUAUGAUGCCUGUGAAAGGGACACCUGUGCAUGUGACAGUGGGGGUGACUGUGAUUGUCUCUGUACUGCAGUGGCAGCUUACGCUGCUGAAUGCCGUAAAAGAGGAGCUUGUGUGGCAUGGCGAAGACCAAACUUUUGCCCUAUAUUCUGUGACUACUACAAUGCUCCAGGAGACUGUGAGUGGCACUAUAAAACCUGUGGAUCAAACUGCAUUAAAACCUGCAAAAACCCCUCAGGAACUUGCUCUGAUCAAAUCCCCCCACUUGAGGGUUGUUUUCUUCGGUGCCCUUCAGAGAGGCCGUAUUUCAGGGAAGAGACUAUGAAGUGUGUCACUGAGGAAAGAUGUACAGACUGUUUCUAUGAUGGGAAUUUAUUUCCACGUGGAUCCGUCAUUUACGAAACCACAGAUGGGAAUGGUACAUGUUUCAAAGCUAUGUGUGAUUCAAAUGGGGAUAUAAUAAGAAUUAUUACUGAAUCCUGUAUAACUACAACUACAACACCUUUCACUUUCACAACUACACCUGAAACUACUAAAACAACAACCAUAUCCCCAAGUACAUCUACACCAACUUACACCAUCUCAACAAAUACUGUCACAUCAACACCUACAACUCUAGUUACAACAAUAUCAACAGAGACAUCCACAAUCACACCAACUACUGGAACAACACCUACAUCAACAGAAACACCAUCUACAACUACUGGCACAAAAACAACAUCAACAGAGACAUCCACAAUCACACCAACUACUGUAACAACAACACCUACAUCAUCAGAAACAACAACACCUACAACUGUUACAAUAACACCUACGUCAACAGAAACACCAUCUACAACUACUGGUACAACUACAACAACAACAUCAACAGAGACAUCCACAAUCACAUCCAUGACUACCACACCAGUUACUGUAACGACAAAACCUACAUCAACAGAAACAACACCAUCUACAACUGUUACAAUAACACCUACAUCAACCGAAACACCAUCUACAACUAGUACUACUACAGUUACAACAACACCUUACACCUGUUUUCGUUGCGAAUGGUCAAGCUGGAUUAAUAGCAACAUACCCAGUACAGAGCCAGAAGGAUUCGAAACUGAACGCAUCGAUACAUUGUGGAAUUCUGGAAAGAUAACCUGUCAGAACCCAGAAGAGAUUAAAUGUAGAGCAGUGGAUUAUCCACAAAAAUCCCUAGAAGAUUUGGGACAAAUAGUAUAUUGCAAUACAUCAUUUGGACUGUCAUGUUCAAAUGAAGACAAUGCAUAUGGCAUGCCACCACUUUGUUAUAAUUACGAAAUAAGUGUAAAAUGUUGUAAAGACAUUUGUAUUACCUCUACAAUGUCCCCAAGUACACCAACACCAACUACAGUUACAUCUACAUCAACAGAGACAUCCACAAUCACACCAACUACUGUAACAACAACACCUACAUCAACAGAAACAACAACACCUACAACUGUUACAAUAACACCCACGUCAACAGAAACACCAUCUACAACUACUGCCACAACUACAACAACACCAUCAACAGAGACAUCCACAAUCACAUCCAUGACUACCACACCAAUUAAUGUAACGACAACACCUACAUCAACAGAAACAACACCAUCUACAACUGUUACAAUAACACCUACAUCAACAGAAACACCAUCUACAACUACUGUUACAACAACAACAUCGACAGAGACAUCCACAAUCACAACCUUGACUACCACACCAAUUACUGUAACAACAACACCUACAUCAACAGAAACACCAUCUACAACUAGUACUACUACAGUUACAACAUCACCUUACACCUGUGUUCGUUGCAAAUGGUCAAGCUGGAUUAAUAGCAACAUACCCAGUACAGAGCCAGAAGGAUUCGAAACUGAACCCAUUGAUACAUUGUGGAAUUCUGGAAAGAUAACCUGUCAGAACCCAGAAGAGAUUAAAUGUAGGGCUGUGGAUUAUCCACAAAAAUCCCUGCAAGAUUUGGGACAAAAAGUUUAUUGCAAUACAUCAUUUGGACUGUCAUGUUCAAAUGAAGACAAUGCAUAUGGCAUGCCACCACUUUGUUAUAAUUACGAAAUAAGUGUAAAAUGUUGUGAAGACAUUUGUACGACCUCUACAAUGUCCCCAAGUACACCAACACCAACUACAGUUACAUCUAACAUCAACAUCAACAUCAACAGAGACAUCCACAAUCACACCAACUACUGUAACAACAACACCUACAACUGUUACAAUAACACCUACGUCAACAGAAACACCAUCUACAACUACUGGCACAGCUACAACAACAACAUCAACAGAGACAUCCACAAUCACAUCCAUGACUACCACACCAAUUACUGUAACGACAACACCAACAUCAACAGAACAACACCAUCUACAACUGUUACAAUAACGCCUACAUCAACCGAAACACCAUCUACACCUAGUACUACUACAGUUACAACAACGCCCCUACACCUGUUUUCGUUGCGAAUGGUCAAGCUGGAUUAAUAGCAACACACCCAGUACAGAGCCAGUAGGAUUUGAAACUGAGCCCAUUGAUACAUUGUGGAAUUCUGGAAAGAUAACCUGUCAGAACCCAGAAGAGAUUAAAUGUAGAGCAGUGGAUUAUCCACAAAAAUCCCUAGAAGAUUUGGGACAAACAGUAUAUUGCAAUACAUCAUUUGGACUGUCAUGUUCAAAUGAAGAAGCAGAUGGCACGCCACCACUUUGUUAUAAUUACGAAAUAAGUGUAAAAUGUUGUAAAGACAUUUGUAUUACCUCUACAAUGUCCCCAAGUAC